Fomitiporia mediterranea MF3/22 is the source of this 246-nucleotide messenger RNA. RefSeq lists its product as uncharacterized. Bases 1 to 246 code for a protein of 81 amino acids. The transcript is spliced from 2 exons. NCBI's taxonomy places the organism in Eukaryota, Fungi, Basidiomycota, Agaricomycetes, Hymenochaetales, Hymenochaetaceae. The record is from RefSeq and is a predicted model, not a curated record.
AUGUCGGACGAAGCAGAAUUACAGUUCCUUCUCUCGUACUUCCUUGCACUCUCUUCUUCAAUGGCGAACCCGACUCUUAGCUAUAGACAUGCCUACACGUUCUUCACCCGCUCUGAUACUGAAGAUGUUGAUCCAAGCGUGUUGCAAUUGUUUAUCUCCGAAAACGUCACCAGCCAGUACUUCUUCGUGGCCCAGUUGACUGUCCUGGUCUACUACGCUAGUUCGUACGAUAAGAUCUUGAACUAG